Miniopterus natalensis is the source of this 1947-nucleotide messenger RNA. RefSeq names its product malic enzyme 2 (gene ME2). Gene Ontology annotation, molecular function: malate dehydrogenase (decarboxylating) (NADP+) activity; NAD binding. Gene Ontology annotation, cellular component: mitochondrion. Lineage: Eukaryota; Metazoa; Chordata; Mammalia; Chiroptera; Miniopteridae. The record is from RefSeq and is a predicted model, not a curated record. Gene Ontology annotation, biological process: pyruvate metabolic process; malate metabolic process.
AGAAGGGGAGGGCCGGGCGGGGCAGGAGCUGGUCAUCGCCUGGGGGUGCAGGAGGUCCGCGGCCUCUCUUGCCGCAGCACCACCUGUCGCGGAACGAGUCGUCGGGUGGAAGAAAAGAUGUUGUCCCGGUUAAGAAUAGUUGCCACUCCUUGUACUCUGGCAUGCCGGCAUGCACACACAAAAGAGAAAGGCAAGCCACUUAUGUUGAAUCCAAGAACAAACAAGGGAAUGGCAUUUACAUUACGAGAACGACAAAUGCUUGGUCUUCAAGGACUUCUACCUCCCAAAAUAGAGACACAAGAUAUUCAAGCCUUACGAUUCCAUAGAAAUAUGAAAAAAUUAAAUUUACCUUUGGAAAAAUACAUCUAUAUAAUGGGAGUACAAGAAAGAAAUGAGAAGUUGUUUUAUAGAAUACUGCAAGACGAUAUCGAAAAUCUGUUGCCAAUUGUAUAUACACCAACAGUUGGUCUUGCCUGCUCUCAAUAUGGACACAUCUUUAGAAGACCCAAGGGAUUAUUUAUUUCAAUCUCAGACAGAGGUCAUGUUAGAUCAAUUGUGGAUAACUGGCCAGAAAAUCAUGUUAAGGCUGUUGUGGUGACUGAUGGAGAGAGAAUUCUGGGUCUUGGCGAUCUGGGUGUCUAUGGAAUGGGAAUUCCAGUAGGAAAACUUUGUCUGUAUACAGCUUGUGCAGGAAUACGGCCCGACAGAUGCCUGCCUGUGUGUAUUGAUGUAGGAACUGAUAAUCCAGCACUGUUAAAAGAUCCAUUUUACAUGGGCUUAUAUCAGAAAAGAGAUCGAUCACAACGUUAUGAUGAUCUGAUUGAUGAGUUUAUGGAAGCCAUUACUGACAGAUAUGGACGGAACACACUUAUUCAGUUUGAAGACUUUGGAAAUCAUAAUGCAUUCAGGUUCUUGAGAAAAUAUCGAGAAAAAUACUGUACCUUCAAUGAUGACAUUCAAGGGACAGCUGCAGUAGCUCUCGCAGGUCUUCUUGCAGCACAAAAAGUUAUUGGCAAAUCACUCUCAGAACACAAAAUCUUAUUUCUUGGAGCAGGAGAGGCUGCUCUUGGCAUUGCAAAUCUUAUUGUUAUGGCUAUGGUAGAAGGUGGCCUCUCAGAAGAAGAGGCACAAAAGAAAAUUUGGAUGGUUGACAAGUUUGGUUUAUUAUUUAAGGGGCGGAAAGCUAACAUAGACAGUCAUCAGGAAUCAUUUGCUCACUCAGCCCCAGAGAACAUACCUGACACUUUUGAAGAUGCAGUAAAUAUACUUAAACCUUCGGUUAUUAUUGGAGUUGCAGGAGCUGGCCGACUUUUCACUCCUGGUGUAAUCAAGGCCAUGGCUGAUAUCAAUGAAAGGCCUAUAAUAUUUGCAUUAAGUAAUCCUACAGCAAAGGCUGAGUGCACAGCUGAAGAAGCAUAUACACUUACACAGGGAAGGUGUUUGUUUGCCAGUGGCAGUCCAUUUGGGCCAGUGAAACUAAGUGACGGGCGACUGUUUACACCAGGUCAAGGAAACAAUGUAUAUAUUUUUCCAGGCGUGGCUUUAGCUGUUAUUCUCUGUAACACCCGGCAUAUUAGUGACCAUGUUUUCCUAGAAGCUGCAAAGGCGCUGACAAAUCAAUUGACGGAUAAAGAGCUAGCUCAAGGGAGACUCUACCCCCCUCUUGCUAAUAUUCAGGAAGUUUCUAUUAACAUUGCUAUUAAAGUUGCAGAAUACCUAUUUGCUAAUAAAAUGGCUUUCCGAUACCCAGAACCUGAAGACAAGGCCAAGUAUGUUAGAGAAAGAAUAUGGCUAAGUAACUAUGACUCCCUGCUGCCAGACAUGUAUGAGUGGCCGGAAUCUGCAACAAAGCCUCCCCCACUCCUGGAAUAGCAGUGCCCGCCAACAGAUACCUUCCAUGCUUCAGGGAACCCUUUUUUCAGAAAAAAUAUAAUGCUCUCAAAUUUA